AAGAACCAUUUCAUUUACUCUGAAAUCAUCCUCCUAUCAGAAGCCAAAGUUACAUGCUGAAUGAUGUUAUAUCUUUGUAUAUUGAAGGAAUCAAGCAUAUGCUGGUGCCACCCACUCAUAAUAUUGGAAAGAUCAAGAGCCUCAGAAUUGCUCCACUCAUUGGCGGCGUUGCUCUUUCUCCUUCAAUUCUUUCUUGCUUGAGACUAUAAGGUAGCAAGACACUUCAAUUCUUGUAGCCCGCCUGAGUUAAAGAAUCAGGAAGCAUGGGCAGAAAUGUGGAGGAAUCUAUCGCUCUCCAUGCUAAAUAUGAGAACAACUCCGUGCAGAGUUUGGAAGGAAAGGAUUGCCAAGAGUCGAUCUUUAGCUCGAUGCCCAAAUCACCUCUACCAAAUUCAAGACCAAAUAGCAUGGUUGUCAAGAAGGUAUGUCCUCGCGAGUUCAUUCCUCCCCACAUCGUGGCCGAGGCCAUAUCCACACUCCGCGGCCUCGAUCUGAGGUGGUCAGGGCCGAUAACCCCAACCGAGAUGCAGUACGUGGAGCAGUACGUCCUCGCGAAGUAUCCGCAGUACUCUCAAGGCCUGAUCGAGGAAGGCGACAAGAACGACUUGUACUCCGCCUACUGCAACGACAAGUCCCCAGGCGGAGCAAGGGAAGCUUCCUGCUCUCCCUCCAUGGCCAGCAACCACCCCGACCUCGACAUGACUCGAUUGGAGCCGUCACGCCUCCUCGACAUCCUCGCCAGGAAGUCCUCCUUCCCUGGGAGCUUCAUAUCGAUUCCGGAGAUCCAAGCUCAGAACCGCGUUCUCAGACACUGCGGCCUCACCGACGAGGACUACGUCGUGCUCUUCGCGCCGAGUUACCGAGACGCCAUGAUGCUGGUCGGGGAGAGCUACCCCUUCUUCCGUCACAACUACUACAUGUCCAUCCUCGACGAGGAGGCGGACUGCGUGCGGGAGUUCGCGGCGUACAAGGACGCGAAGGUGAUCGCGGCGCCGGCGACAUGGCUGGACCUCAGGAUCAAGGGCUCGCAGCUGAGCCAAUACUUCAGGAGGAAGAGCAAGCAGAGGCCCAAGGGGCUAUUCGCCUACCCGGCGGAGGCCAGGGGGGCGCGGUACUCGAUGCACUGGGUCUCGGAGGCGCACCGCAACUCGUGGCACGUGCUCCUCGACGCUGCGGCGCUCGUCGUCGGGGAGGAUCGGCUCAGCCUCGCCCUGCACAGGCCCGACUUCGUGUUGUGUACGCUCGACAACACCCACGCCAACCCUUCCAAGGUCACCUGCCUUCUGGUGAGGCGGAGGGCCUUCGACACGACGCUGCCUCAGCUCGAGGGUUGAGUUCAUCCUGCACAUCUCCUGUUAAGAUUCGUGUUAAAGGAUGAACGGCUCAUGAUCAAAUUCGAAGAACGCAUAGACUGCAUGUCUUCCUAGAAGCGAACAAGAACAAGCGCUUUUACAUGUCUAUCCUUUGACAGUGUGAAAAUAACAAAUUUGCCCUCACCCCGGUAAACUUCAUAUUAA
Musa acuminata AAA Group (dessert banana) is the source of this 1517-nucleotide messenger RNA. RefSeq lists its product as uncharacterized. Lineage: Eukaryota; Viridiplantae; Streptophyta; Magnoliopsida; Zingiberales; Musaceae. The transcript has 3 exons. Bases 264 to 1334 code for a protein of 356 amino acids. The record is from RefSeq and is a predicted model, not a curated record.